AUGUAAAUGUAUCAUCUGCUUAUGUUACAAAUAAAUAUAUUUCUAUUUAAAUUUGACAGGAUCUACUUAGUAAAACAAUAAUAAUGCAAUAAUUGAAAAUUGCAUCUCUAUGAGGGUGAAAUAGCGCUUCCCAAAUUAUAGAUAAGGAAUCCGCGUGUCAGAUAGUACACAGCCUCCGUUGAACACUUAUAUCAAAUAAUGUACGGGAAUUUCAAAGAAGCCGAUAACGCGAGCGAAGAGUUUGCCAAUGAUAAUUUACUUAACGAUGUCACUGCAAAUGCUCAGGACGAAGAUGGAAGACGUCAUCGACGAGGACGCAGAGUGUGUUUCAGGACCGCAGACACCCAGCCGAGGCCUUCCACGUCUCAUGAACAUCGCGAGUCUGGACUCCUUCAGCAUUAUGACCACGCACAUCACCAUUACGAACACGGGCUGCACCACUUUCACCCUCGCAAGCAAAGCAGCACGGCCUUGGAACGGAAAAUUCGCCAUAACCGAGAACAUCCACCACACUCCUUGCCACGGCUGAGUGUGGUGCCGCCCACUAGUAGCAACUCCAGUGUUGACAACAUUCCUAUAGCGAAGCCUCAACGGCAGACAUUGUCCCAUGCCGAUGAAUCAAUGACAGUAGUGCUCUCAGCGUUUUACGCUAAAUUAUUAAUAAUUUUAGGUGUAGCAUUCCCCGUAACAAGCACCAUACAAAAUGAACUAUACACCAACAUCACAUCUGACGUUUUCGCAAUGUACUUGUAUCUAGUCAGCAUGUCCUUCCUUGCUUACAUUUUCUACCAUCUUCGAAUAGCGAAAAAGGAUAAAAAUGAGGUGGAGAAACGCACAAGUUAUGGCAGUUUCUACCUUCACAUGGGGGUGGCGGGCUUCGGCGUGGGGUCCAUUAUCUACUCGUGCCUGCAGUUCGGAGAGUACUUCGACCUCUCGGGCGACUGCCGGAUGGCCAUCGUCGCCGUCAAACCUGCACUCAGAAUCUUGUUCAUGGUCGCGCAGACGGUCUUUAUAUUUUCUUAUACAGAUAAACUGGAUCGCAUGAGAGGCGUAAUCCUAGACAGGUUCGGGCUGAUGCAUCUGAUAGCCACAAACGUGUGUGAGUGGUUCAAUGUCGUCAUCCAGGAGACGAGGGACGACAUCGUAGCCGUCGCAUACGAGAGGCCGACUCUCCUGCGCUAUGCCAACAUCACAGCAGGCUACAAAACUAUCAUAAGCGAUGAAAGCGAUAAUGCAACUUUCAUCGAAACACAGUCUACAACACCUGGCCUGAAUGACAACAUCACAAUUGAUUUAAAUUGGAGCUGUAAUGUCUCGGAUAUUGUGACCCCCUUGAUAAGAAGUGUCAAUCCCUAUUUAAGGAACUGUGGAGUUGAGUAUAGCCUACUCUGUUCCGUAAUAUUGGUGGUCAUAUGGAACGACCUGUGCACUGUACCGGGAUUGAGAUCUGUGAAAAAGGUAGCUCACUCGUUGAACAAAGACGCCAAACAAUGUUGCGAGCGCGUGAAGUACAGCAAGCACUUCUCCGUGGACUGCGGCAGCGCUCACAAGGGUCUGUUCGCGGGGGUCGCCACACUGGCCGGCACGGUCGUCAGCCUCAUGCUGUUCAACGGGCUGUUCCAGAAUGGCAAGCAUGAGGAACUGGCGUUGUUGCAGAUAAACAUAUGGGAAACAGUUCUAUUCAUCGUAAUGACGCUGGGCUCUGGCGCCUGUCUGCAACGCAUGAGAAGGUUGCCGCUGCGGCGCACCGUGCCCUCCUUGCCUCUGGAGCACUCCUUGUUGCUCGUCACGCAGUUCGGAGUCUACCUCUACUACCUGUUCCAAAUCAUCGGCGCAGGAUUCGUCAUACAACGAUACCCGGAAGGAAGGAGGGCUACUAGGAUCCUGUCACCCCUCUGUGCUAUUGUACAGAGUUCCUGCCAAACGCUGCUCAUCCUGGACUCCUGGUGCCGCAGGUGUGUGGAGACCACCAUCAGCCAUCGACCGGGACGACAGCUCGUCACCUUCCUUCUUGUUGGCAACUUCGCUCUUUGGCUUCUUAAUAGAGUAAAAAAUGCCAGAGCGGAAUUCCAUCCUCUACAGAUGGAGUUUUUUGGUGUUUGGGCAUGGACGCUUAUUACCCAUGUAUCCGUGCCUUUACUAGUUUGCUACAGAUUUCAAGCCACCGUUUGCUUUUACGAAAUUUGGAAAAAUUGCUUUAAGAGAAAAAAAUAUGGAAAUGAAAUAAAUGUAGAUGAAUUUGAAUUAAAAAACCAUCAUAUCGCUUAA
This is a messenger RNA of Plodia interpunctella (Indianmeal moth), 2268 nucleotides long. RefSeq names its product proton channel OtopLc-like. Gene Ontology annotation, cellular component: membrane. The record is from RefSeq and is a predicted model, not a curated record. Gene Ontology annotation, biological process: proton transmembrane transport. NCBI's taxonomy places the organism in Eukaryota, Metazoa, Arthropoda, Insecta, Lepidoptera, Pyralidae. Bases 199 to 2268 code for a protein of 689 amino acids. The transcript is spliced from 12 exons. Gene Ontology annotation, molecular function: proton channel activity.